AUGGCCCAAAUCGAAAGGAGAAAUGUGAAGAUAACAAAAUUGGAAAUCAUCGACGCCAUUGUGCAACGCCUUGAGGCUGUGGCUGAUUUCGUUCUUCUGAUUGCAGUUGCAGAGGAUCAGAUUUUCCGAGUCCAUGACGCUGUGAAUCGAUCUCAAACGAGUGUGACUGCGGUUUUGAACCAGGCUCCACCACCGCAGGACGACGACUCCGAUAUCACAGGCAUGACUGGGGCAUUAGGAGGUAGAUAA
This is a messenger RNA of Arabis nemorensis, 249 nucleotides long. The record is from the annotation of a GenBank genome assembly. Lineage: Eukaryota; Viridiplantae; Streptophyta; Magnoliopsida; Brassicales; Brassicaceae.